Molecule: messenger RNA, 1463 nt
Organism: Arabidopsis lyrata subsp. lyrata
Lineage: Eukaryota; Viridiplantae; Streptophyta; Magnoliopsida; Brassicales; Brassicaceae
Product: U-box domain-containing protein 4
Exons: 1
Coding region: 166-1230 (354 amino acids)
Cellular component (GO): nucleus; cytoplasm
Molecular function (GO): protein binding
Source: RefSeq, a predicted model, not a curated record
UCUUGCUCUCUCUCUCUCUCUCUCUCUCUCUCUCUAGCUCAUUCUUGCUUUGGCUACCUCCAAACAAAUAUUCCUGACAGACCAGACCACUCGUAAGACAGACCAAACCCUAACUAAAAGCAUCCACGUUUUUUUUUUUUUUGAUGGUCUGAUCUCAUCAUAUCCAUGGAGAUGGAGAAUCACCGCCCCAGUUUCACCUACAUGGGCCGCAAAUUCAGCGAUUUAAGUCUCAACGAUGACUCCUCUGCUUUCAGCGAUUGUAACAGCGACAGAUCCGGCGAAUUCCCCACUGCUUCCUCCGAGAGCCGUCGUCUCCUCCUCUCUUGCGCCUCUGAGAAUUCCGAAGAUCUCAUCAAUCAUCUCGUUGCGCAUCUUGAUUCCUCCUAUUCGAUCGAUGAGCAGAAGCAAGCUGCUAUGGAGAUCAGGCUCUUAUCCAAGAACAAACCUGAGAAUCGGAUCAAAAUCGCCAAGGCCGGUGCGAUUAAGCCGUUGAUUUCUCUGAUCUCUUCUUCGGAUCUUCAGCUUCAGGAGUAUGGAGUCACUGCAAUCUUGAACCUCUCUCUUUGCGACGAGAACAAAGAGCUGAUUGCUUCUUCCGGUGCGAUUAGGCCGCUUGUCAGGGCGUUGAAGAUGGGAACACCGACUGCUAAAGAGAACGCCGCAUGUGCUCUGCUCCGGCUAUCGCAGAUCGAGGAGAACAAAGUCGCCAUCGGAAGAUCCGGAGCGAUUCCUCUCUUGGUGAAUCUUCUGGAAACAGGAGGAUUCAGAGCGAAGAAGGACGCGUCGACGGCUCUGUACUCGUUGUGCUCAGCUAAAGAGAACAAGAUCAGAGCCGUGCAAUCUGGAAUUAUGAAACCGCUUGUGGAACUGAUGGCAGAUUUCGGAUCAAACAUGGUGGAUAAAUCGGCGUUUGUGAUGAGUCUGUUAAUGUCGGUGCCGGAAUCGAAACCGGCGAUUGUGGAGGAAGGAGGAGUUCCGGUGCUGGUGGAGAUAGUUGAGGUGGGAACACAGAGACAGAAAGAGAUGGCUGUGUCGAUAUUGCUACAGCUUUGUGAAGAGAGUGUUGUGUAUCGAACAAUGGUGGCUAGAGAAGGAGCGAUACCGCCGCUAGUGGCUCUGUCGCAGGCAGGAACAAGUCGAGCUAAGCAAAAGGCUGAGGCUUUGAUUGAGCUUCUAAGGCAACCAAGAUCCAUUAGUAAUGGUGGUGCGAGAUCAUCGUCCCAACUCUGAUUUGAGCUUUUCUUUUUAUCUUUUUUUUUUACCACACUCUUUUCUUUCUUUUUACUGUUAAUGCGAGGGUGUAUACAAACAACCAGAAAAAGGGGGGAAAAAACUGUAAAUUUGUGUAGAAAAUUAGUGGGGUUGUUGUAAUUUAUCUUGAGUUUGGCUUUUUUUUUUUUUGUGAUCCAAUUUCAUAAAUUUCGGUUUGGUUGUUUAACAGUUUUUAAAUCUUUACCAAUUUA